This is a messenger RNA of Lucilia cuprina (Australian sheep blowfly), 2398 nucleotides long. RefSeq names its product katanin p60 ATPase-containing subunit A-like 1 (gene Kat60). Gene Ontology annotation, biological process: microtubule severing. Gene Ontology annotation, cellular component: microtubule cytoskeleton. Bases 179 to 1876 code for a protein of 565 amino acids. NCBI's taxonomy places the organism in Eukaryota, Metazoa, Arthropoda, Insecta, Diptera, Calliphoridae. The transcript is spliced from 7 exons. The record is from RefSeq and is a predicted model, not a curated record. Gene Ontology annotation, molecular function: ATP hydrolysis activity; ATP binding; microtubule severing ATPase activity.
GAACAACAAAAAAAACUAAGUAGAAAUAGAAAAAGAGGUGACGACGAGUUAGCCGAUUGCCGAAUAGUUAGAAAAAAAGGAAAAUUAAAUUUAAAAUGUAAAAUAUUGCAUGUAAAUUAACUGUUAAAGUAAAGGAUUUAGCAAAAACCAUCAAAAGUAGUUUAAAAACAAACAAAAAAUGAUGACCACACAGUUAUUAAGAGGUGGCAAGCAAAAGACAAAAUCUUGUGUAGGAAUGACCGUGAUGUCCAAGACUUCAAUAGCGGAAAUAUGUGAGAAUGCCAAGUUGGCCAGAGAUAUGGCUUUGACCGGUAAUUAUGACUCAGCCUCCAUAUACUAUGAAGGUUUACAGGGUCUAUUGGCACGCAUGAUUUCCUCAACAAAUGAUCCGCUUAGAAAAGGAAAAUGGACUAUGGUUAAACAGCAAAUUACCAAGGAAUAUUCUCAAAUUAAGGAAAUUCAACGAACCUUGUCUGAGAUGACUUUGGAUUUACAGAGUUCACAAUUUGCAUCGAAAUUAAGAACACAAACCAGUGAAACAGAAACUAAAGAUCCUUCUUCGUGGUUUCGUCCCGAUCCUGAUAUCUGGACACCACCACCCAAGGAUCCUGAUGUCUGGGGACCACCAAGACCAGAAAAACCCGCUGUUCCAAAUCGUAAUCGCAAUGUAACCGGUAAAAAAUCCAUACCCACAAAAAGCACAAUACCUACACGUAAUAGUGCCUCUAGCAAUGGUUUUAAUAAAAAAUCCACAACAACAGCAACAUCAUCCUCGGCACGAUCAACAAAUUCACGUACAUCAAAUGUAAAUCAACGUAAAUCAGCAGCAUCGUCAUCCUCAUCGAGUAAUAAUAAUGCUUCCAAUAAUAAAGAUGAUAAUAACUCAAAUAAAGAUAAUGAUGAAGCCAGAGAUGAAGAAUCACCCGAUCAAGAGGAUAAAGAAGAAAAGAAAUUUCAACCUAAUAAUCAUAUUGAAGCAGAAUUAGUUGAUAUUUUAGAACGUGAUAUUUUACAACGUAAUCCUAAAAUACGUUGGAAUGAUAUUGCCGAUUUACAUGAUGCUAAACGUUUGCUAGAAGAAGCUGUUGUAUUGCCCAUGUUAAUGCCAGAUUAUUUUAAGGGCAUUCGUCGUCCAUGGAAGGGAGUUCUUAUGGUCGGACCACCCGGUACAGGCAAAACAAUGUUAGCCAAAGCUGUGGCUACCGAAUGUUGUACCACUUUCUUUAAUGUGUCCUCGUCCACACUCACCUCAAAAUAUCGUGGCGAAUCGGAGAAAAUGGUACGUUUACUCUUUGAAAUGGCAAGAUUCUAUGCGCCCAGUACAAUAUUUAUCGAUGAAAUCGAUUCUUUAUGUUCACGACGUGGUUCGGAAUCCGAGCAUGAAGCUUCGAGACGUGUCAAAUCAGAACUGCUGGUACAAAUGGAUGGUGUAGGCAGUGAAGAAGCUAAUAAAGUUGUAAUGGUAUUGGCGGCCACCAAUUUUCCCUGGGACAUUGAUGAGGCAUUAAGACGUCGUUUAGAGAAACGUAUCUAUAUACCGCUGCCGUCCGAUGAGGGAAGAGAAGCAUUGUUGAAAAUUAAUUUAAGAGAAGUAAAAGUCGAUGAUAGUGUAGAUUUAGGAGAUAUUGCUAAAAAACUUGAAGGUUAUUCGGGUGCGGAUAUAACAAAUGUGUGCAGGGAUGCUAGCAUGAUGUCCAUGCGUCGUAGAAUUGCGGGAUUAACACCGGAAGAGAUACGUCAGCUGGCUAAGGAGGAAGUGGAUUUGCCAGUAUCAAAUCAAGAUUUUAGCGAGGCCAUAAGUCGUUGCAAUAAAAGUGUUUCGCAAGCUGAUUUAGAUAAAUAUGAAAAAUGGAUGGCUGAAUUUGGUUCAUCAUGAUGGCCUCAUUUUUAUAACAAUAACAAUAAUAACAACACUAACACCAACGACAGCAUAGUCAGCAGCGCAAGCAAUUGUGUUAACAACACUAAGCGCCGCAUGCUGUUGUAAUAUACAACUAAGAUUGAUGAAGAGGUUUAAAGAAAAAGCAAGCAGCGAAACAUUUGGAAAAUUAUUUUGUGAAAAUUUUAGCCAAGCUAAUACACACACUCACACUCUUACAAUUACACUCCUGCCAAAAUGGGGAAAUAAAUACACAUCAAUUGUUAAACAAAUAACAACGCAUUUUCACAAAGUGAUUAUUUAAUUUUAAACAGCAAACUAAGUGCUACAUCUCCUAUUCCUGCUCACACACACACACAGCCAACCACAAAUCCUUACAUAAAUCAAUAGAAAACUUACACUGCAAAUACACACACAGAUAUAAUUGCAAAUAAAAUGCAAUUUUAUGAAAGUAAUAAAUAAAACCUACAAAAAAAGACUAACAAAUUCUUAAUUAUAAGAGUAAAAAAAUAAAUCAAC